Messenger RNA from Branchiostoma belcheri (Belcher's lancelet), 2056 nucleotides. Its product is annotated as axin interactor, dorsalization-associated protein-like. NCBI's taxonomy places the organism in Eukaryota, Metazoa, Chordata, Leptocardii, Amphioxiformes, Branchiostomatidae. Gene Ontology annotation, molecular function: phosphatidylinositol binding. The transcript has 9 exons. Gene Ontology annotation, cellular component: membrane. Gene Ontology annotation, biological process: determination of ventral identity. The record is from RefSeq and is a predicted model, not a curated record. The coding region runs from base 1 to 939 and encodes 312 amino acids.
AUGUCAGAGAAGACCAAACAAGUGGCCAAAUGGCACGGAGCCUUCAAAAAAGCAACGGACUUCGAUUCUUGGGGGCAGCUAGUGGAGGCCGUCGACGAAUAUCAGAUGUUGUCUCGGCAACUCAGAAAGGAAGGUUCGUCGUCAGAUUCACGCACGUUCACAGAUGACCAAAAGAGAAUCCUGUCCAAAGUGUCUACAUGUUUAGACUUGAGAAGUCAGGCCCUUCAGGCUGCCCAUGGGACCAGUCCAGAGGACUCCUUGUCCCUGGAAGAGCUGAAAAAAGUGGAACCAAUGUUGAAAAAUUUACUGAAUGCCAAUCCAGAGGAGUUCCCAGUCCAGGUCUCACAUUUCUCCCCAGUCAGGAGACCAGCAGGACCUGAGGUGGACAUCAGUGUGUUGAACUUAGAUGGGGAGGAGGAGGAGGAAGAGGACACAAGAGGUGAAGGGACCAUACCGACCACACCCAAGCCAACCAGUGGAAGCUUACUUCCACGCCUCCCUCCUGAGCCGGGUAUGACAAACUUGACCAUGAGGAUAGAGAGGAUAGGACUGAAGGAUGCUGGUCAGCACAUUGACCCUUACGUCACUGUCAGUGUGAAAGAUGUCAGUGGCAUUGACUUGGCAGAGCCACAGGACACCCCCAUAGCCAGUAAGAAAGAAGAUCCCUAUGUGUACUUCAACGUGGACGUAGAAAUACAGAGACAUGUAGAGAAGAUGCCCAAAGGAACAGCAAUAUUUUUUGAGUUCAAACACUACAAGCCCAAGAAGAGAAUGACAAGCAUCAAGUGUUGGGCCUUUAUGGAGAUGGAUGAGCUCAAAUCAGGCCCAGCCUCCAUCGAACUCUACAAGAAGCCGACAGAUUUCAAGAGGAAGAAACUGAAUCUCCUGACGGUCAAGCCUCUCUUUCUGGAGCUCUACCUUACCUUGACCAAGGACUAAUGGGCAGUACAGAGCUUUCAGAAGUGGGAUAAAGGCAGACAGUAACACAUUGAACAGCACCUUGCAGUGACUUUGUCUCUUAUGGCUGUAUUUUACGUCUCGUUUUUAAUGGUCUUCAUUAUGUAUAGUGCAACUCUCAUAUUUAGAUACAGCCAAGGAUAGUUUUGUUGCCAAAUGUGUAUGAUUGAGCCGAGUCGUUUGCACUUGUGGUGGAAGUGACAUGGAUUCAGAAUGAUUAAUAUCUUGUAUCACCGUAAUCAUGAUAUCACAAUCACGGCGGUGACUCAAUGUGCCUAACAUGUGCAGAAGAUAAAAACGUUAGUUGUCCUUCUAACAUGGACUAUUGUUUACAGCAAGAGUACUGUUGACACCAAUUUGAUUAGUUGGUUCUCAGGUUUUAUUGCAAAAGAGGGUAAAAACAAGGUCUAAUGUACAAUAGUGAGGGUCUGAGAUUUCCAGUAAGCUUUUCCAGCUAUUUUUUGAAACUGUUGUGAAAUGGUCAAUAAAUCAUCAGAAUAAAGAAUGUUUUGAGGAUUUCAGCAAGAAACAAAGCUAACAUGUAGCUUCUAGAAAAUAGCUAUUAGAAAAAAGUACAACAGUGAAAGUUGUAACACUUGGCUAUGGUUCCAAGAAACAACCAAUUAAAUUGGUGGUCUUAUGGCAUGUCAUCAGAUUAGCAAAGUUUGCUGUUGCAUGAUGUUACAGUGACUAGUUGUUCUGGCCAGUAGUUAACCUCUCAGUGUCAUUGAAAGUAGGCAUUUUGAUUGGACCAUGACACGUAAAGGGUUAACUAUGUGUAAUAUCUCUUUCUAACAUUCCUAUAUUGUAGUGUGUGUAGAUAAAAUUGAUCAACUAAUGUACACCUAUCCUAACUAUCACACCUGUAAACACUAGGGUUUUAAGUUAAAAAUAGUUUCACUUUUGUAUGUGAUGACAUUUGCAAAUACUAAAAAAGCCCUUCGAAUGUUUUAGGUUGAGCAAGAAUGUGCCUGGUACAUGUAUGUAUACCAUUCAGCCAAAGCAAUGUGUGAAGACUAUAUAUAUAUUUCUCUAUUUGGAAAUGCUGGCAAAUACACAAAGAGCAAUAUGAGACUUAUUAAAAAACGACAUUUUAGAU